This is a messenger RNA of Monodelphis domestica (gray short-tailed opossum), 2912 nucleotides long. It is a transcript of the gene SSTR5, whose product is annotated as somatostatin receptor 5. Gene Ontology annotation, biological process: neuropeptide signaling pathway; regulation of insulin secretion; cellular response to glucocorticoid stimulus. Gene Ontology annotation, cellular component: neuron projection; plasma membrane. Gene Ontology annotation, molecular function: somatostatin receptor activity; neuropeptide binding. The record is from RefSeq and is a predicted model, not a curated record. Lineage: Eukaryota; Metazoa; Chordata; Mammalia; Didelphimorphia; Didelphidae.
GCCCGCGUGUGUGUCUGGGCUCCGGUGUGGACGGGAGCAAGCAGGUAGAGGCGCAACAGGGGGUUGACUUACUCUGAGUGAGACAAGCUAAUACCCUGGCCAGUGGGGAUGAUGGGUGAUGGGGAAGAUAGGUUCCAGGGCUGCUUUCAGUGCCCACCCUCCGGCCCCAGAACAGCAGACCAUCAGUCCAUUCUAAUUUCCCCCCAUCACCCUCCCCUCCCAGCCAGUGCUGUAGCUCACACGCCACUAGGGGCCACGCUUCCAGAAAAGGAGCUGCCUUAGCUCCCUCCCCAAACCCCCCCUCCUUUUUGUCCCCCCCCCCUCCCCAUAACCUCCUUCUCUCCCAACACAUCUCCGCUAUAAACCGAGAAGACGGAGUAUUUUCAGUGCAGAGCUCAAGUAGCCCAAGCCUGGAGCUGAGGGGAGUCGCACCAGCCUCCAACACCCAACCAUCUGCCUGCGAACCCAGGAAUCCUGGAGCCUGUGGAGCUCUGGGGCGCUCAGUCCAACCGCGGGGCCCCUGGAAUACCAUUCCCUUGGGGACCAAGACUGUCCGGAACAAGAUGUCUAAACUGUAAACCCCGGAGGACAAAAGGAAUGAGACCAUGGAUCCACUAUACUCUCUGUCAGCUGGUGGACUGGAUGGCAAUCUUCAAGGAGCAAAUUUUUCCCCUGCUUUCAAUAGCAGUGAGAAUAAAACAAUAUUCAUUUUGCCUCCUGUGUCUGCUGUUCGCACAGUUAUCAUCCCCAUCAUCUACCUCCUUGUCUGCAUGAUUGGACUCAGUGGCAAUGCACUGGUCAUUUAUGUGGUCCUGAGGUAUGCUAAGAUGAAGACUGUCACCAAUAUCUACAUCCUCAAUUUAGCUGUAGCUGAUGUCCUCUUCAUGCUGGGCCUGCCAUUCAUUGCCACACAAAAUGCCAUCUCCUACUGGCCCUUUGGCACCUUUCUAUGCAGGCUUGUGAUGACGGUGGAUGGCAUUAAUCAGUUUACCAGUAUUUUCUGUCUUACUGUCAUGAGCAUGGAUCGGUACCUGGCUGUAGUCCACCCCAUCAAGUCUACUAAGUGGCGUCGCCCGAGGAUAGCUAGGCUUAUCAGUGCUGCUGUGUGGACCUUCUCAUUACUAAUGUCCCUUCCCGUCAUCAUAUUUGCUGAUGUCCAGGAAGAUUGGAAUACUUGCAACAUCAGCUGGCCUGAACCAGUAAAUAUCUGGGGGGCAGUCUUCAUCAUCUACACCUCUGUCCUAGGGUUCUUUGGACCCUUGCUGGUAAUCUGCCUCUGCUAUUUGCUCAUUGUGAUCAAGGUCAAGUCUUCAGGGGUCCGAGUGGGUUCCACCCGGCGGAGGAGGUCAGAGAGGAAAGUGACCAGGAUGGUGGUCAUCAUUGUUGUUGUCUUUGUGUUUUGCUGGCUGCCAUUUUUCACCCUGAACAUUGUCAAUCUGGUUUUUAUUCUGCCUGAAGAGGCUGCCUCUGCAGGAGUAUAUUUCUUUGUGGUGGUCCUCUCUUACGCCAAUAGUUGUGCCAACCCCAUCCUGUAUGGGUUCCUGUCUGACAACUUCAAGCAGAGCUUUCAGAAGGUCCUGUGCCUCCGAAAAGGCUAUGGGGUUGAAGAUGGUGACCCCACUGACCACAGGCUGGAGAAGAGCAGCCGCCUGCAGGAAGCCAUGCUCUCCUCAAGAAAUACAGAAUUCAACGGCCAUAUGCAAACAAGCAAGGUGUAAAGAAGCUCCUCCAGGAAUUGUAAAGAUGACAGCUUUCUGGGAUGAAGAUCCCAAGAACCCUGCAUAGGAGUUAAAACAGGAGAACUCCAAAACCCCAGAUAUAGAGAAUCUCCACACUCCACGUACUGCCAAGUAUAAAGACUAAGUUUGUGGGAUUAUAGGGUCCUUAUUGAGAAUGGAUAAUGGGGAAGAGACAAAACUCUCAUCAAAGCUAUUUAUUGUGCACUGCCAGUCUUGUCACCAUGAUGUAUUUCAAAAUUCAUCUGUUGCUUAAACAUUGCUUCCUCAGAAGUUUCUAUUUUGUAAAAGUAUAGAUCUGGCAUGAUACCUACUAAUAGUAAUCACUGCAUUGUUUUGAAAGACUUGAGGGAGGGAAAGUGAAGAUUUCUAAUUCUCACAGAGAUUUCCCCUCACCUUCCACAUCUGCCAUGUUUAGUGAAUUUAUGACUUUGGACAAGUCUCUGGGUCUUUGUUUUCUUUUGUAAAAUGAGAAGGUUGGACUGACUGAUCUUUAGGGUCCCUUCUACCUUUAAAUUUGAUGCUGCUAUUCCCAGGAAAGCUGAUAGUCUUUGGGAUGAUUGGGAAGGGAAUUUGGUAGACAGCCUCUGCCAUUCCCAAUUUCAAAUAAAUCUGUGUGCAGAGAAUUAGGUGGUACAGGUGUUGGCAUGGAUGCAUGCAAACUUUAGCUAAGAUGUGGAUCCUUGUUCUUAUGGAGUCAUGGGAUUUAAGCACCCACUCCAUUCUCCUUAGGAAUGGAAGGAAUUUGAGGGCCCACUUUUGUGCGUCAUGUGGUCAGUCGCUUUUUGAACCCUCGUGAAGACAAGUACCAAGCCAGAUAUUGGGUAGUUUCCUGAAGAAUCAAACUCUGGCAAAUCUUUCCUUGAUUCUUUGUUUGUGCCACCCCCUCUCCUUUUUUUCCUUUUGAAGAAUUGGGAGGGUGGAAAUCUAGAUACCAAAUAUGACUUGUUUCAAAAAUAACACUUGAUGGGGAACAGAAACAAACAAAUCGAUGACCUCUUAAGCAAUGUUUUUAAUAAAGCUGUUGGGUACAUUAGAAUGUUUGCUGAUAACCCUCAGUGACAUCAAAUAUUGAUUGUUGUCCAAUUGACAAGCUGCUGUCACAUGAGCCUUGUGUCUGCUUCAGUUCUGUAUUGUAGAAACUGGAAUUAAAAAGCUAUUUCAUGAAAUCAAAAA